This is a messenger RNA of Aspergillus brunneoviolaceus CBS 621.78, 1053 nucleotides long. Its product is annotated as NAD(P)-binding protein. Gene Ontology annotation, molecular function: oxidoreductase activity, acting on the CH-OH group of donors, NAD or NADP as acceptor. The transcript has 2 exons. The record is from RefSeq and is a predicted model, not a curated record. The coding region runs from base 24 to 1016 and encodes 330 amino acids. Lineage: Eukaryota; Fungi; Ascomycota; Eurotiomycetes; Eurotiales; Aspergillaceae.
CAGUAUCAAAGUCCCAUUCCAUCAUGCCUGCUCCGUUGAUUUUCAUGACCGGUGCUACUGGUUUCAUUGGCAGUGCCACGGCUGUUCAAGCUCUCAAGUCCGGAUACCAACUUCGACUUGGCGUUCGCCAAAAGUCCGAGAAACUUCAAUCAUUGUUGUCAGAGUACCGCGAACAGGUGGAAUUCGUCAUCAUCCCAGACCUCACCGAGGAGGCUGCGUUUAGAGGGAAGCUUGAUGGAGUGGACUAUGUGCUCCACCUAGCAUCGCCUCUCGCCAACGGCACAGACAAGGAAGCGAUUUUCUCCCCCGCGAUGAACGGAACACUGGCUGUGCUCAAAGAGGCAGCUAAGGUCCCCAGCAUCAAGAAGGUUGCGGUCACUUCAUCUAUCGCUGCCCUGAUUCCUCUUGCUGGACUUCCUGACGGCGGUGUCAUUAGAGAGGACAACGACUGGGAUCUAGCUGUGGAUCCCACAGCAGAUUUUGUUGACCCCAACAACCCUGCGGCAACCCCGAUGACCUUGUACCGAGCGUCCAAACUGCUUGCGAACAAUGCGACAUGGGACUUCUGGAGAACAGAAAACCCGCAUUACGCACUGGUCACUCUCCAUCCGUCAUUUGUCUAUGGGCACAAUCUCGUGCAAGCCUCCGGCAAAGAGAUCGAAGCCGGGUCCAAUGGAAUUAUUUGGGGUAGUGUGAUGGGAGGCGUCCCACUUGGAGGGAUCACGGGUGUGCACAUCCAGGAUGUUGCCGAGGCCCAUAUCAGGGCGUUAGACUCGAGGAUCAAGAAUGGUGCGAAGUAUCUGCUCUCGGGCCCGCCAACAACAUGGAAAGAGGUGGCUCGGAUUGCGCACAAGCUCUACCCCAAUGUUGGUGUGAAGCUUACCGAGGGUGCCGAGGGUGCCUCUAUGCCAACUGAUACCACCAAAGCCGAAGUCGAACUGCAAAUGCAAUGGCGACCUUGGGAGCAGAUGGUGCGGAGCGUGAUGGACCAGCAACUGGGCUUUCUGUCAGGUUGAGCCAUGGAAUGCUUGUAGCUAGAUCUUAACUUCAUGA